UCAUCGUCCGCCUCAGCCGAUUCUCAUCAUCGUCCUCCGUCUCAGCCUCGCCUUCAGUCCCUUCCUCGCUUCUCAUUCUGAGCCUCGAUCUCGUGCUCAUCCACCGGCGCUCUCCACUCCACAAACGGCGUGCCGCACCGCAAUCCUUGCCCUCGUGAUCAGUGCACACGCCCGCUCGUCAUAGCGCGCGCUGCGCCGCGCCGCGCUGCGCUGUUGGCAGCGCAAUGUCCGCCAUGUCGGCGUCGCUGUCGACGAGCUCCAGUGCCAGCUCGGGCACCUCGAUUCCCAUCGUCGCCGCGCCUCAGCGGCCGGCGACACACGUCCUGUCCGCGCGCGAGUCCCAUCCUUCGACGAUCCUUGAGCGCCUGAAGCCGUACACCGUGGCCAGCUUGCCGCACGAGGCUGUCGCUGAGCUCGACGUCUCGCACACGCCACUCGGCGAUGACGGCGCACGCACACUGCUCGCCUGGCUGGUCGCGCGCCGCGCUGCAUGGCCAAAGCAUCUGCUCGAUGCAUGCGCUGCGCAGUUGCCUGCGAACAAGGCUUGCUUCGACGACUAUCUCAACGACAGCACCAACGACGCCAAGCAGAGAGAGCAGAGAGAACACCGCAAGGCCAGCCGGCUGCAGAAGAUGCGUCUGCUGGGCGGCGGGCAUGAAUUGUUGGAACAUGCGUUCAGAGUCCCUUUCGAGACCACACCGGCGAGCGAGGAGUGUUCGUUCAAGCUGCGCACGCUACUGCUCUCCUCCACUGAGCUCACGUCCACUGCACUGCGCUCUUUGGCGGAGUACGUGCGCGGCAACGCUGCGCUCAAUACGCUUGAGCUGCAGGACAACGACCUGGGCGGAGACUCGUGGCCCCUCGCCUUCCUCGCGCGCACGCUCUUCUUCUCCGGCCUGCGCCACCUGAACCUGGCGUCGGCCAAGCUAGAUGUGCACGACUUUGUCACGUUUCUCGACUCUCUUCGAUCUGCCUCUCUCCGACAGCUCCACCUCUCAGUAGCGCUGGCCAACAACAUCCCCUCGUCCGACGCUCGCACGGCAGCAGCUGCUGUCGCGCGCCUGCUGCGCCAUCGUGACGGCUCGUCUGCUAUCGCAGAGCAGGGAGUGGGCUGGGCGCCUCAGCUAGAGAAGCUCUCGCUGAACGGCAACGAGUUCACAUGGAAGGGGGUGCGUGCCAUCGUCGCUGCCGUGCUCGGCGCCGUGCCUCCAGACGAAGCUGGCUCGCUCGACGCUCCGAAGCCCAACCGCGUGCUCCUGCACCUCGAGCUCUUCGCCACCAUGUCGGACGAGCGCCCGUCCUCCGACUCGGAAGAGGAGCAGGGAGAGGCUGAGCGAGGCGGCGUGGCCCAUCGUGCCGGCAGGCCACUGAGCAUCUCAAGUUCGCUGCGCGCUCAGGCGCAAGAAGCUCGUGCAGCCGCAGCAGGCGAUGCUGCCUGGAUCGCCUCUGCGACGCCUGGCGGCGUCACACCUCCGCGCAUGGGCGCCGCCGAGGCAGCUCGACGCACGCCCAUCUUGCUGCCCGGCUCCUCUUCUCGCACGCAUGCAGAGCAGCCUGCAGAGGCGGUGACGCAGCCAUCACCGCGUCGCAACGCCACGCCGAGCGCCGGCGAGCUGUUCGAGCAGAUCACGCGUGCCGACUGGCGUCGCCUGCUCGGUGCACAGCUGUGGCGCAACUCGUCGGAGAGGGGCGUCGUGCAAAGCGCCGCGCUGGCCGUUCUCGUCGCUGCGCGUGUCUUGGGCUGUAAGAGCCGCGAGACAGCGCCUCGGCAAGACCCAGGCGACGACGACACCACGAUGGAGCCAGCCGGCUUUCCAUUUGCUCGACUGCCGCUCGAGCUGCGUCUGUCCGUGCUGCGCCACCUCGACGAGCGGCACGUGCUGUCGGAGCCGCAGUUCGGACGCAUCGUCGCGUGGGCCAGCGAUGCCUCGACGAUCGGCUAUGGCUGUGGGUUCGGCCUGUCUGUGCCUCGCCUCGAUCUUCCAUCGCCAGCUGAGCGCGAGACGGCCACGCAGAGCCUGCUGCCGACGCAUGCAUGGGACUGGCACGCAAGUCUGCGUCGCUCGGCGCCGCGAGACUGGGAGGCAGAGCUGCUCGACAAGCCAAAGGACAACCUGGGCGAGGGAUGGGGCGGCGGAGGCGGGCCUGAUGGCACGGGAGGCGCAAAGCCGACGAAGAAGAGAGAGGUCAAGCCGGGCAUGGCGGCCUUCUGGGAGAUGACGGGCACGGAGACGCCGGAGUGAGAAGGCACAGGGCAGCGAGGGUUGAGAGACGUUCACGCGAUACCACACCAUCAUCGAGCCAAUACAGCACGUCACCACGAG
Messenger RNA from Tilletiopsis washingtonensis, 2324 nucleotides. RefSeq lists its product as hypothetical. Gene Ontology annotation, biological process: nucleocytoplasmic transport; activation of GTPase activity. Gene Ontology annotation, cellular component: cytosol; nucleus; perinuclear region of cytoplasm. Bases 225 to 2243 code for a protein of 672 amino acids. The transcript has 2 exons. Gene Ontology annotation, molecular function: GTPase activator activity; small GTPase binding. NCBI's taxonomy places the organism in Eukaryota, Fungi, Basidiomycota, Exobasidiomycetes, Entylomatales. The record is from RefSeq and is a predicted model, not a curated record.